AUGUUUGACAAGACUAAAGUAGACUACUCCUUGUAUCUGGUUACAGACUCUACUAUGUUACCGCCAGGUACGACUCUAGAGUCUCAGGUAUAUGCUGCUUUGCAAAACGGUGUUACUUUGGUGCAACUACGUGAAAAGGACACUGACACCAAGAUCUUUAUUCAGCAUGCAGUGAAGGUGCAGAAGCUCUGUCGUGAGUUCAAAGUCCCGUUGAUAAUCAACGAUAGAGUGGAUGUAGCGCUAGCUAUAGACGCCGAUGGCGUCCAUGUUGGACAAGGAGAUAUGCCGAUUUCUAUGGUUCGUAAAUUAGUGGGACCUGACAAGAUCGUUGGCUGGAGUGUAGGUUACGAACAUGAGGUUCAGGAACUUGCGGCUAUGGGACCGCAAGGUGUGGAUUAUGUGGGGCUUGGGAUGGUAUUCCCUACUAACACCAAGAAAAAUCCUAAGAAAAGUCCUAUGGGUCCUAGAGGCGUAUCUAAACUACUGGACACUCUGCAGACCUCCAACGCGACGUGGUGCAGAACUGUGGCCAUUGGUGGUCUACACCCAGAUAAUAUUCCUCGCGUUUUAUCUCAGAUGUGUUCGAAUGAUGGUAAGAGAAGUGUCGACGGUAUCGCAGUAGUAAGCGACAUUAUGGCCUCUUCAGAGGCAGGAAAGGCAACAAAAAGACUACGCAAUUUGAUUGACAGUAAAAACUAUCAAUACGUGGACUUCGUCGUUAACAACCCCGAAUCACAUUCACCUGCGCUCGAAAAAGAGUAUAUCCAAGUAACAACUUUGAACUCUCCGCUAAUUCAUCACAUCACCAACAAAGUGCACUACAAUUUUGGUGCUAAUGUGGCUCUGGCGCUAGGCUCGUCCCCGAUUAUGUCCGAAAUCGAAUCCGAAUUUGUUGAGCUAUCUCAAGUUCCCCACGCCACUCUUUUGUUGAAUACAGGGUCGGUGGCUCCUUUAGAAUCUUUGACGAGCGCGAUGCGUGCUUAUAAUUCAGCAGGUAGGCCUAUUGUAUUUGAUCCUGUGGGCUUCAGUGCUACUUCUGUUCGUUUACAGCUGAACAGUCAUCUCCUUGCAUAUGGUCAAUUUGCUUGUAUUAAAGGCAACGCUGGUGAAAUUCUCUCUCUUGCUGACUUGAAUACAGGCAAAAUGAGAGGUGUAGACUCUGGCGAUAAUGGAUCUAACCUUUCUCUUUUAGUUGAAGCUACUAAAAUUGUAGCUUUCAGAUACCGGUGCGUUGCAGUUUGCACAGGGAAAAUUGAUGUUGUUGCAGAUGGAACAUGCGAGGGUAAGUUUAAGCUUUCGUCAGGUUCUCCUUUAAUACCAUCUCAAAUUCCGGCAUAUAAGGUGGAGUGUGGAGAUAUUCCAGUAAUGGGUAGAAUAACAGCAAGUGGAUGCUCAUUAGGUACAACAAUAGCAUGUCUAGUAGGGGGGCUGUCAAAAGAUCAAUCUCUGUUGUCAGCCGUGCUAACAGCAGUUCGAUUGUAUAAAUCUGCGGGCUAUCUUGCAUCGUCUCGUUGCGAAGGAAGCGGCAGUUUUCAAGUGCGCCUGAUUGACGCCCUAGACCAGAUGUUUCAAGGAGAAGAUCCCCAAUAUUGGAAGGCUACCUUAUCUUCGGCUUGA
This is a messenger RNA of Lachancea nothofagi CBS 11611, 1617 nucleotides long. The record is from the annotation of a GenBank genome assembly. Lineage: Eukaryota; Fungi; Ascomycota; Saccharomycetes; Saccharomycetales; Saccharomycetaceae.